Molecule: messenger RNA, 624 nt
Organism: Dicrocoelium dendriticum
Lineage: Eukaryota; Metazoa; Platyhelminthes; Trematoda; Plagiorchiida; Dicrocoeliidae
Source: the annotation of a GenBank genome assembly
AUGCUAAACACUCCCAAGACGUUUCUUUUGUUCAAGCUGGUUGUUCACUCUCAUCAUGCGAUUCCUCAAACGUUUGAACCUGAAGGUUUGUCUUCUCAUUUGCAUCGUCUGUGUUGCGGCACAACUACUUGUUUAUCACCGAUAUGGGCCAUCAGCCUAGUAUCAAAUUCAUUUUCCCAGUGGUCAAGAACCUUAUCUGGAAAAUUGUUCACGACUCAGACAACCAGGGGCUUUGGGGACAUGGGUGCACCUGUUCAAAUCCCAGCUGCACUCCAAGGCGAGUCACAAGCCUCUUUUACCAAGCACCAGUUUAAUUUGGUUGCUAGUAACCUAAUUGGCUUAAGUAGAGCAUUACCGGAUUACCGCAAUGAGAGGUGCGUCAAUAUUACGCUAUCCGAUCGUCUUGCUGCUUUGAAAACGAGCGUUAUUAUCGUCUUUCACAAUGAGGCCUGGUCCACUCUCCUGAGGACAGUAAACUCGGUAAUCGAGCGAACUCCGCGUCCUCUAUUGCAUGAGAUCAUCUUAGUUGAUGACGCGAGCACUGAAAGUAAGUGUCUCACUAGAGUAUCUGGCAAAUUGGCACUCGAUCUUGCCUACCAUUACCUCCGUGUUAGAUCAACGUAG